Penaeus indicus is the source of this 690-nucleotide messenger RNA. RefSeq lists its product as uncharacterized. The annotation marks the transcript as partial. The transcript has 3 exons. NCBI's taxonomy places the organism in Eukaryota, Metazoa, Arthropoda, Malacostraca, Decapoda, Penaeidae. The record is from RefSeq and is a predicted model, not a curated record.
CACUUGAAAAUGCACACAAACCUGUUGCCUGCGCUUAUAACAUGUGAUCAAAGGUAGGGACGAACUUACAUAUGUGGAAAUCAUGAAGGGAAAAAAAUAAUCAGUUGAUAUCAAGACUAUUUUGUCGAGUGGAAGUGAAUAGUGUCAGUGGAAUAGUAUUUUUUUUUUUUUUUGGUUUGUGCUUCGAUUUGUGACUGGCAUUUAUGGAAUCAAUGUGAUUGGAAUAUUGAUGAUUACAAAUAAAAGGAAAAAGUGAACUGACGGACAUGACAUUCAAGAUAGUGAGGAUCGCCUUACGAAAAGAAAAAGAAAGUUGUCACCACUAAAAUCUAAUCAACUUUGGAACACGCUAAACUCAGGAUGUCUCCGCCAGCGCCCCCGAGGAAGAUUUCCCACUCCUGCUCUGCCGGGACGCUGCCGACGUUCACGCAACUGCACGUGGGCGGAGAUGGACUUCUGUUGGUGCCCCCGCCCGCGCGCCCGCCCUCCGCCCACCAGGGUCACGUUCAUAUCAUGCACGGGUCCGGAUUUCUAAGAGUUUGGGUGGAGUUACGUGGUGGAAGCCUACACGUGUACCCUAACGAGGCAGCUUCACUCCCGUCCCUCGUGGUAGCACACCUGGUCCAGUGUGACGUCACGGUGACACACGGACAGACAGAACUACCAUAUCGCGUUGCCAUUUCACUCCAG